Drosophila grimshawi is the source of this 2703-nucleotide messenger RNA. It is a transcript of the gene Git, whose product is annotated as ARF GTPase-activating protein Git. The record is from RefSeq and is a predicted model, not a curated record. The transcript is spliced from 9 exons. The coding region runs from base 115 to 2331 and encodes 738 amino acids. NCBI's taxonomy places the organism in Eukaryota, Metazoa, Arthropoda, Insecta, Diptera, Drosophilidae. Gene Ontology annotation, molecular function: GTPase activator activity; protein binding. Gene Ontology annotation, biological process: regulation of ARF protein signal transduction; brain development.
UUGUAUGUACACUUGUGCUGUUUUGUGCUGUGUCUGGCUUUGAAUUGGAAUUGGAAAAAGUGCAGCAACAAGAAGGCAGCGACACACUUUUAAUUAAAAGUGAAAAAUGCAUGAAUGUGUUUCGCCAGCAGCAUAAUCGAAGCGCAUAAGAAGUUAUUUAUAGCGCCAGAGGCCGACGUUCGAGACAGCAACACGCCCACAAGUAGCAGCAGCAGACGCAAAUCGACCAACAAAAUGUCGCGCAGCAAAUCCCGUCUGCAAACCGAAGUCUGCGGCGAUUGCGGAGCAUCGGAUCCCUCUUGGGCAUCCAUCAAUCGUGGCAUUUUGUUGUGCGCGGACUGUUGCUCGGUGCAUCGCAGCCUGGGACGGCACAUUUCCAUUGUGAAAUCGCUGCGUCAGGGCAAUUGGGAGCCAUCGGUGCUGAAUUUUGUCAAUUCGCUGAACGCACAUGGGGCCAACAGUGUCUGGGAGCAUCAUCUGUUGGAUGGCAGCACAAAUUCGUCGGGCGGCAAACAUGUGCCUCGGUGGCGCAAGCCAACGCCCAAGGAUGCACUGCAUCCAACCAAAUCGGAUUUCAUCAAGGCCAAGCAUGUCAAUUUAAAUUUUGUACUAAAGCCCAGCCUACAGGAUGAUGACGAUUCCAGCGGCGGUGGCAGUAGUCUCGAACAGGAGCUGAGUCGGCAGCUGCAUGCCAGCGUCCGCACCAGCAAUCUGGAGACAUCGUUGCGUUUCCUCGUACAGGGCGCCGAUCCCAAUUACUAUCAUGAGGAGAAGUGCUCCACGCCGUUGCACAUGGCGGCCAAAUUUGGCCAAGCCUCGCAAAUUGAAAUGUUGCUCAUCUAUGGCGCUGAUGUGAACGCAUUGGAUGGGAAUGGAAUGACGCCCCUGGAGUUGGCCAAGGCCAACAAUCAUAGCACCAUUGCAGAGCGUCUGCUGGACGCCAUGUACGAUGUGACAGACAGACUCAUUGUGUUCAUGGGCGGCAAGAAGCCAGAUCAUGCUUGUGGUCGCCACUUGAUCAUUCCGGAUACAAACAGUGGCGAGAUCAGUGAACAAUUGAAAAUAGCACGCGGCAAGCUGCAGCUGGUGCCCAAUAAGAUGUUUGAGGAGCUCGUCAUGGAUCUGUACGACGAAGUCGAUCGUCGCGAAUGCGAAGCCAUUUGGUCCACAAGCACGCUGAAUGCUGAGCAUGCGACGGUGCCAUUUCUGCCAGCAAACCCAUUUUUGAGCGCCACUCGCAAUCAGGGUCGCCAGAAGCUGGCACGUUUCAAUCGCGCCGAGUUCGCCGGACUGCUAACUGAUGUGCUAAUCGAUGCGCUGCGACGACAGAAUAUGGCCAAUUUGAGGCCGUUGGACGCGCCGUUGGCAACGCAGUCGCUGCAGUUGUUGCCGUAUGGCAACAACUCAACCAUGUACAGCAGCUCGUUUGAGCAGAGCAUGCAUGAUCCAAAUCUGUCGGAUGAUGAGCCAAUCUACGAUCCAGUGGCUAGCGAUGAUGACUAUGCACCGGUGCCGCCAAUGGCGCAGCAGGCCGUUGUACACACUCCGCCACGCAAUGCGGACGAAAUGGAAACGCUGCGGAAACAGCUCAACGAAUACAAAAGUGAGAUCAAUCAGCUGAAGAAUGUGGUGCAGCAGCUGUCCAGCGAGAAUUCGCAGCUGAAAUCACAAUUCAACAGCGCCUCCAACAACAGCGUCUACGAUGAGCCACUUCGCAUUGAUUUGAGUCUAAACAGUCCAGACUCGGAGCAUGAGCCCAUGUCACUGCCGGAAGGCAGCAGCAAUGCUGCAGCUGCUGCUGCUGGUGCGGACAGUGCCUCAUCGAACAACUCUUCCAAUCAAUCGACUAUCAAGCGACCCGCCAGCAUGUAUGAGCGUCGCCUGGCCAACAAUUUGGCCAAGGGCAACAACGAUGUGCGCAACACAACGAGCAUGUACCAAAUGGCUGGCGAUGGCAAGCCAUUUGGCGAGGAGGUCAAGCUGCGCUCCGAUCUGGUCACACGCUGUCUCAAGGAGCUCAUACAGGCCAUGCAUCCAACCACUGAGGCUGAGAAGCAAUCCGUUGCGCCACAUGGUGAACGUAUUCGGAGCGCUGUGACAGACCUGAUAGCGCUAUAUGCAAAUCUGCCACCAAAUGCGAACGAGACAACGCGCGAGACUCUCAAGCAGCUGACACGCAAGAAUAUACUCAUCCAGCACGAGUGCGAGAAUCUGCAAAAGUCCAUCGAGGCAGACGAUAAGCUGGCCAUACAGAAGAAUACGCUGGAGGUGCGCGAUUGUGCCUUCCACAUAGCCAGUGCCAUUAAGACCCUUGUGCUGCAGUUCUAUUGAGCGACGAUGCGUAUGCCAAUUUAUAGUUUCUAAGUUCCCGAAAGUGUUUCAAAGCGUUUAAGCUAAACUACAGUUAUAGUAUUAACCUCCCCGACUCACGACCCUUAUAGACUAACCAAGUGCUUCCCUUAAAUUGACUAACGAAAUGAAAUUUGUUUGCCACAUGAAGCAAAAGAUUUUUUUAUUUGUAUUAAUAAAUGUUUUACAUAAAGCGAUUUUUCCAAUAUGUUUAACAGCAUAUUGAAUAAAAUAGUUUGUGUUUUUAUACCAAUUAGAUUUGAGCUUGUUAAGUUGUUGAAACUGGAGAGAAGUGUUCGCAAAAAAAGAUGUAUAUAUUUGUGAGAUAAAGAAAUAUGUUGUAGAAAAGUGAAA